This is a messenger RNA of Wasmannia auropunctata (little fire ant), 2973 nucleotides long. RefSeq names its product angiotensin-converting enzyme (gene Ance-3). Gene Ontology annotation, cellular component: plasma membrane. Gene Ontology annotation, molecular function: peptidyl-dipeptidase activity; metallopeptidase activity. The transcript is spliced from 13 exons. Bases 279 to 2462 code for a protein of 727 amino acids. The record is from RefSeq and is a predicted model, not a curated record. Gene Ontology annotation, biological process: proteolysis. Lineage: Eukaryota; Metazoa; Arthropoda; Insecta; Hymenoptera; Formicidae.
AUGAGGUGUGCGCGAAUCCCCACCCUUUUCGCUACGGAUGACCUCCUCGUGGUCGCGUUCGAACAGCUUCGCAGGGAUAAAUGUACACUUGGCGUCGUCCACGAGGCUUUUAGCGUCGGCAGAACGAGACCGUCGCUCGUGUUAGUCGUGCUUGAUCAGUGGAACGGAAUUUCGUACGACCGCGACGACGACGACGAAAAGUUGUUGCGCGCACCCGCGAUCGAUCGAACGACGAUUGUAGAUGGUUUUUAUCGAGGAUUGAAACAAAUUCGACUUUCAUGGAGCUCGCCUUCGGUGGAACUGGCGGGAUGUUGGACUGCGUCAGUGGCAGCUUUAUAAGAUGGACAGCAUUCGUACUCUGCCUGUUAUCGGCAGUUUCCGGUCAAUUGGACCUGCCGCCGUACAGGAACGAAGAUACUGGCCGACAACUGCCGCCGUACAGGAACGACGAUACUGGCCGACAGUUGCCGCCGUACAGGAACGACGAUACUGGCCGACAGUUGCCGCCGUACAGGGACGACGAUGUUGGCCGACAACUGCCACCCAAUGAAUUAAAUUAUCAGAAUAUCCUAGCCAGAUUAGACUUCCUCGGCGCAGAGAGAUGUAGCGCUAAUGUAGUAGCGCAGUGGGCAUACGAAACCAACGUGAACGAGUACACGCAGCUACAAGCGCUGGAUGCCCAACGCUUGUACGCGGACUUUCAAUACCAAGCAUGGCUUUUAAUCUCGAGAAUCGACAUAAAUUCCGUUCGAAAUCCCAUCAUCAGACGACGACUCCGUUAUUUGGGCGCGGUGGGCCCUUCAGCACUGCCACCUGAUCAACUAGACAGGUACAAUCGUCUAAUCAACGACAUGCUUGCGAUUUAUAACGCGGCGACCAUAUGCGCUUACAACGAUCCGUUCCGGUGCGGGCUGCGUUUAUAUCCAGAUAUAUCGCAAAUCAUGGCGAGAAGUCGGGACUGGGACGAACUGCAGUACGUCUGGACCGAAUGGAGAAGACGAAGUGGCAGACCGAUUAGGGAUCUGUAUCAACAACUAGUUACGCUAACCAAUGAUGCUGCAAGAAUGAAUAACUUCACUGAUGCCGCCGAAUAUUGGAUGUUCCCUUAUGAAUCACCUAAUUUCCAACAGGACGUUGACGAGGCUUGGGAAACGAUACGUCCGCUUUAUGAAGAACUGCACGCUUAUGUUCGCAGAAAGCUGAGAGAUCUCUAUGGUCCUGAAAAAAUCGGCGGACACGCGCCUCUUCCGUCUCACAUCCUCGGUAACAUAUGGGCACAGUCUUGGACCAAUCUUUUGGAUGUUACUUUACCGUAUCCAGGUAAAACAUACCCCGACGUCACGCAGGAAAUGCGGGCUCAAGGCUACACACCCAUUGACAUGAUUCGGGUGGCCGAGGAAUUCUAUCUGUCCUUGAACUUGAGCGCACUGCCGCCGGAAUUCUGGGCCGGAAGUGUAAUCGCCGAUCCUGGCGACCGCCCAUUAAUUUGCCAGGCGUCCGCAUGGGACUUUUGCAAUCGCAUAGAUUACAGAAUCAAAAUGUGUACAAAGGUGACGAUGAAGGAUUUAAUAACUUUACAUCACGAGAUGGCACACAUUCAGUAUUUCUUGCGGUACAGCGGUCUACCUCGUGAAUUUCGCGACGGCGCUAAUCCAGGCUUCCACGAGGCGGUCGGCGAAGCCGUCGCCUUGAGCGUCGCGACGCCGCAGCAUCUGCAAACUCUGGGCUUGGCGAACACGUAUAUCGACGAGCGCUCCGCGGACAUCAACUACCUCUUCUCCCUGGCGAUGGACAAACUGGUGCUGCUGCCCUUCAGCAUCGCGAUGGACAGGUGGCGGUGGGACGUCUUCCGCGGCUACGUCAACAAGGAGGAGUACAAUUGUCACUGGCACCGGCUGAAGGAGCAGUACACGGGCACGAAGCCGCCGGUCCUGCGCUCCGAGGACGACUUCGAUCCGGGCGCAAAGUAUCACAUCCCGGCCAAUAUUCCCUACAUACGGAAUUUCGUGGCCGGGGUCCUCCAGUUCCAGCUGUAUCGCGCGCUGUGCCAGGCCGCGGGACAGAGAUACGGAAUCGACAAUCCGAACAGGCCGCUGCACAGAUGCGACUUCUACAGAAAGCCCGAGGCCGGCAGGAUCUUGGGGAGAUUGAUGGAGAGGGGCUCGUCCAUCCCAUGGCAGGAAACGCUGGGAGAAGCCACUAACGGCGAGUUCAGAUUAGACGGAUCCGCUCUUAGGGAGUACUUCCGGCCAUUAGAGGACUGGUUGAGGACCGAGAAUUUGAGGACGGGCGAAGUUGUCGGCUGGUCGUACGACGGAGACUUUUGCAAGAGGAGCAUAGAGACCGCGGGCCUGCAGGUUUACGGUAGCGGCUUCUACUACAACAGCGGCAGAGCCGUCUCCGCGUCUUGGAUCGCGACGGGAACCGUGUUGAUCCUUUGGAUCGUAUCAACGCUCUAUUGAACGCAACGAGAGCCAGCCCGAUUCAUCAUCGAGCAUUGAUAACAAUAAAUUAAAGGAGACACCGUUAAUCUGCCAAAAUAUAGACCAAACCAUAUUCCUGUAAAAUUACCGGAUAAAAUCUCAUAUAGACGCAAAAAUAGUUAAAUUAUGCGCUGGAAUGUAUCAGGUUGAUUAACGGCAAGAAAUAAUCGUUACUGCCAAGCAACCAAUAUACAAGGUAUACUAAAGUACACUCUUGUCAAGCGUCGAGCUACAUGCUUUACGCGAUGUAAAAUAAUGUCGCACUGUCAAUUUAUUUACGAACUCGUUAUCACGUAGUCCCUGUAUAAUUGUAAUACUAUUAAUAUAUUAUAUACGUGUUUAUACUAUACAUUAUACGUAUCAUACGAUACGUCAUGCUGUAAUAUUACACGCAGUAUUACGAUUAAGAAUAUAAAGCGUGCCUGGAAAAUCGUCGUAUAUAUGUGUCGUGCGUGGGUGGUGUAAAGUGCAUAAAUCAUUUCAUAUACUU